Molecule: messenger RNA, 1747 nt
Organism: Prunus avium (sweet cherry)
Lineage: Eukaryota; Viridiplantae; Streptophyta; Magnoliopsida; Rosales; Rosaceae
Source: RefSeq, a predicted model, not a curated record
GAUGCUCCCGGACUCAUUCAGGAUGUGUUAAUCGAGGACCUUUUGUAACUCGUUUUUUCUCUUCAAUUGAAAUUGUUUAUCUUUAAAAAAAAAAAGAAACAUGAAGCUGUUAUUUAUGAUGGAAAAGAAGCUGGCAUUGUCCACCAAGCUAAAAUAACCCUCGCUUCUUUAGAGCUACAAUAAUGAACUCACAAUCAAACUCGCCAACAGCUAUUGGAGGAAGAGAUCAUGCUGUCAUCACAAUUGCAGCGACAACCAAUAUCCAGACAACACCAUUGGACCAAAGAAUCCAGGAAACAAGAUGGCUUCUGCAUCCAUCAGCAGGAAACGAGUCUUGUUGCAUUUUCAAGGUACGUCAAUGCCUUGUGGAAAUAAACAACAAGACUUACCAGCCCCAUAUUGUCUCCAGUGGUCCAUAUCACUAUGGAGAUCAACGUUUGGAGAUGAUGCAGCAACACAAAUGGAAAUUUCUUCGCGAUCUACUUGCUCGAACACCUUCAAACGGCCCAACACUUGAUCACUAUCAGCAGGUGGUUGCAGCAAUGGAAGAAGAAAUAAGAGGGUGCUAUUCGGAGACCAUCAGCUUAAGCAGUCAUGAUCUAGUUGAGGUGAUGGUGUUGGAUGGUCUCUUCGCUAUUGAACUCUUUUGCAAAGUAGGAAAAUUGUCGCCAAGUGAUCCAGACGAUCCCAUCUUUAACAUGGCAUGGGUAUUCGCUAAUAUCUUACGAGAUCUUUUUCGUUUCGAGAAUCAAAUUCCUUUCUUCCUUCUUCAAAAACUAUUUGAUGAAUCAAAACCUUCAAGAAAAGAUAGUGACUCAUCCUUAGCCAAACUUGCUUUAGACUUCUUUCGUUAUGCAGUAGAAACCCCAGAGCAAGUGUUAAAUCAGGACUUUACUACUGUUGAACGAAAACAUUUACUGGAUUUACUCCGCUGGAGUUUUAUCGCUAAACCCUAUGAUCAUUCACCUCAAGAAGAGUCUCGAAAUGUUCGUCCAUUAGUUCAGUUGAUUAAGUAUGCCAAAAAGCCUCUAGAAGGAACAAGGAAGGCAAUGCAAAAGUUCGUAGCAGGAAGGAAGGGAAAUACUUCUCCGUCCAUUGAAUUUAUCCAGUCAGCCAAAAAGCUUCGUUAAGCUGGAAUUAAGUUCAAGACAAGGGAGGCAGUGAGCUUCUUAGAGAUAAGAUUUUGCAAUGGAGUGCUGGAUAUUCCACACAUAGUAAUCGACAAUCUACGGACUGAUUUAUUGAUGAAUUUUGUAGCAUUUGAACAAUGCUACUCUCAUUGCUCAAAGGAUGUAACAAGCUGCAUUCAUGAGCUGUCUGAUCUGCACGCCUGAAGACGUAUCAUUUCUCUGCGACAAAAAAAUUGUCGAGAAUUAUCUUGGAACUGAUGAGGAGGUUGUUCAUUUCUUCAAAAACCUUGGCAAAGAUGUGCCUUUAAAUAUUGGUGAGGGUAAUCUAUCGAAGUUGUUCAAGGACGUGAAUGAGUGCCAUAGAAAUAUGUGGCAUGUGCGAUGGGAAGGUUUAAGAUUCAAGUAUUUUGGUACUCCAUGGUCUUUCUUGUCUGUUUUAGCUGCUGUUAUACUCCUACUACUCUCUGCAAUUCAGGCCUUCUUUGUUGUUUAUGGGCCGAAACCUGGGAAGAAUCACUAGAGUACGUACUAGCAAUAAUGUGAUAUUAGGAUCACCAAAAUGUAUUAGAAACACUCAUUAGAGCUAAUGAUGAUCAUGGAUGCAUAUCUUUCAUUUA